Molecule: messenger RNA, 7770 nt
Organism: Meloidogyne enterolobii
Lineage: Eukaryota; Metazoa; Nematoda; Chromadorea; Rhabditida; Meloidogynidae
Source: the annotation of a GenBank genome assembly
AUGAAACAUUACGACUUCCAUCCUGUUCCAUUCGAAGUUGAAAAUAAAUAUAUUGGAUAUUACGAACAUCUUCCAUCUUCAACAACCGUCAAAGAAGAGAAGAAGCCUGGAGCUUUAGAAAAGCUAUCAAAAUUCUUCAAAGGAAGUAAGACAGUAGGAGACUUCCCUGUUGAUUCAGAGCCUUAUUCUGGCCCCAUCGCUUUGACUAACACCGUUCACGAUUUAACAACGGAACCAAUCCAUUCGAUGGUCAGUAUCUACUCUUCAGGACGUUCUGAUGAAGAACAAGCAAAAAAACAUUCGGAAUUUCCAGUUAAUGAAGCUCCCUUUGUUGAUUUUGUCCCAGAGUCAAAACUUCAGUCUGAGAUGGUACAUAUGCCUCUGGAUUUGGAAAAGAAGCAUGUUGGCUAUUAUGAACAUUUGCCUAUAACAACAGAAUAUCCAAAAAUGGAACAACCAUUUAUUGGUCACAUUCAUGAGAAGAAGCUUCAGCCUGAAUUGGGUGCAUUGCCUCUUGAUAUAGAGAAGAAGCAUGAAGGCUAUUAUGAACAUUUACCCGUAGCAACGAAAGAGGAGGAGAUGAAGAAGCCUGGAUUGUUCGAUAAAAUAACCCACCUUUUCAAAGAGGAAGUGACGAAUAGCGAUUAUCCUCAAGUCACUGCCCCAUUCUCUGGACAUGUAUUCAAAAUUAAUCGUCCUACUGAAUUGCGGAAAUUGCAGAUAGAACAACAUGUUAAUGUUUACUCUUCCGGACGUUCGGAUGAACAUUCAACAACGAAACUAAUGGAAUAUCCAAUGGAUAAAGCCCCUUUCAAUGGCACUAUAUUUGAUACAAACAAGCAUUCCGAGUUGAAUAUUUUACCUCUGGAAGUUGAAAAGAGGCACAUUGGUUAUUAUGAACAUUUACCUCCAUUAAAAUCUGAAGAGGAGAAGGAACAAAAGCCUGGGGCAUUAGAGAAGAUUACUCAGUUAUUCAGAGGCAGCAAAGCUACUGAUGAGUUUCCUUUCGACUCGGAGCCGUAUACUGGGAAAUUGACCAGUACUGGCAUAGUUCAUGAGUUAGCAACAGAACCAAUCCAUUCAAUUGUCAGUAUAUACUCUUCAGGAGAUUCUGAUGAGGUUCCAACAAUAAAAAUGCCAGAAUUUCCUAUUAAUGAAGCUCCAUUUGUUGGGUAUGUCCCAGAAUCAAGACUUCAUUCUGGAAUGGAACAUAUACCUCUGGAUUUGGAAGGGAAGCAUGUUGGGUAUUACGAACAUUUGCCUCCAACAUCAACAAAAACAACUGAAUAUCCAAAAAUUGAACAACCAUUUAUUGGCCACAUUCAUUCUUGCCAACUAAAUGAAGUUGAAAGUGUGCCAAUGGAAGUUGAAAAUAAUUAUAUUGGUUAUUACGAAAAUCUUCCAUCUUCAACAAGUGUCAAAGAAAAGAAGCCUGGAGCUUUAGAAAAGCUAACUAAACUCUUCAAAGGAAGUAAAACGGAAGGAGAGUUCCCUGUUCAUUCUGAGCCCUAUCUUGGCCCUAUCACAUUGACCAAUGCCAUUACUGAUAUAACAACAGAACCAAUUCAUUCUUUUGUCAGCAUUUAUUCUUCUGGACGUUCUGAUGAAGUUCCAACAACUAAAUUAACAGAAUUUCCCGUUGAUGAAUCUCCUUUCAUCGGCAAUGUUUCUGAAUCGAAUAGACGCUUGGAACUUAUUCCAAUACCUUUGGAGAUUGAACAACUACAAGUUGGAUAUUACGAUCAUUUGCCUUCAACAAUUACAGAUGAAGAAAAAAAGCCUGGAGCAUUAGAAAAAUUAACACAUCUCUUCAAGAGAUCCAAAACACAUGUAGAUUACCCAGUUGAUACUGAGCCUUAUACUGGACAUUUAGCGUCAUUAAAUAUAAUUUCUGAAGUAAGAGAAGAACCAAUUCAUUCUUUUGUUAGCGUUUACUCUUCCGGACGAUCUGAUGAGGAACAAACAAAAAAGCAUUCAGAAUUUCCCAUUAAUGAAGCUCCAUUUGUUGAUUAUGUCCCAGAAUCAAAACUUCAUUCUGGAAUUGAACAUAAACCACUGGAUUUCGAAAAGAAGCAUGUUGGUUAUUACGAACAGCUGCCCUCACCAUCAGCAAAACCAUCUGAAUGUCCAAAAAUUGAAGAAUCAUUUAUUGGUCAUGUUCAUGAGGAUAAAUUUCAGUCUGAAUUUGAUACACUACCUCUCGUUGUGGAGAAAAAGCACAUCGGCUAUUAUGAACAUUUGCCUACGACAAAAACAUCAGAAUAUCUAAAACAUGAAGAAUCGUUUAUUGGCCACAUAUAUUCUUUACAACAAAAUGAAGUUGAAAGUGUGCCAUUAGAAGUUGAACAUAAACAUAUGGGAUAUUACGAACAAUUACCUUCAACUAAGGAUGAAGAGAAGAAGCCUGGAGCUUUAGAAAAAUUAACUAGCCUAUUCAAAGGAAGUAAAACAGAAGGAGAAUUCCCUUUUGAUUCUGAGCCCUAUCUUGGCCCUAUCACAUUAACCAAUGCCAUUACUGAUAUAACAAUAGAACCAAUUCAUUCCUUAGUUAGUGUCUACUCUUCUGGAAGGUCUGAUGAAAUUCCACCAACAGAAUAUCCCAAAAUGGAAGCUCCAUUUAUUGGCCUUAUCCACAAUUCCAUCCCUCAAUUAGAAUUAAAUCAAACACCUUUAGACAUUGAAACAAAGCACAUUGGCUUCUACGAACAACUACAGCAAUCUUCACAUGAUGAAGAGAAGAAGCCUGGAAUCCUGGAAAAAAUGACAAAGCUCUUGAAAGGAAGCAAAAAUGAAGGAGAAUUUCCGUUUGAUUCUGAACCUUAUUCUGGCCCUAUUUCAAAUACCAACACAAUUUCUGAACUCUCAGAAGAGCCAAUUCAUUCUUUAGUUAAUAUUUACUCUUCCGGGCAUUAUAAUGAACAGCAGAAAUUGGAUAAGAUUUCUGAAGCAAAAAUAAAAGAUGAAUUAACUAAUACACCUUUGGAGGUUGAAACUAAACAUGUUGGUUACUACGAAAGUUUAGAGCAAUCUCCAAAAAUAAUUAAAGAAGAAAUAAAAAUUGAAGAGCCUUUAUUCCAAACUGCUCAAACUUCAGAAAUGGAAGCAUUAAUGCUGGACAAUUAUGUGAAUGUUUAUUCUCCUGGAUAUUCUGGCGAAACUCAGCCAACAAGAAUUCCUACGGGAUAUCCUCAAAUUGAAGCCCCUUUCAAAGGAAACGUUUCCGAAUCAAAGCGUCAAUUAGAAAUGGAUUUGGUACCUUUGGAAAUAGAGAAGAAGCAUUUGGGUUACUACGACCAUUCGCCUAAAACUGAGGAAACAAAGCUCGGAUCAUUAGAUAAAUUGACACAAAUCUUCAAAAGCGGUAAACCCAUCGAAGAAUUUCCUUCAAUUUCUGAGAGAUAUAUUGGGCCUGUUAACAAUACAAACAUAACUGAAGCUAAGUAUGAACCAAUCCAUUCUUUUGUUAAUGUUUAUUCCUCUGGAUAUUCUGAUAAACAACCAACAAUAACAACAAAAUUAUUAGAUUAUCCAGUAAAUGAAGCACCUUAUCUUGGCCACGUUUCUGAAACUAGACAACAAACAGAACUUAAUUCUUUACCAUUAGAAGUUGGCAACAAGUAUAUAGGUUACUACGAACAUUUGCCUUUAACAACAACAAAAAUUGAGGAGGAAAAGAAGCCUGGUACAUUGGAAAAGCUGAAACAUAUUUUCAUAGACAGCGAAGCCGUUGAACAAUUUCCUUUCGAUCCUGAACCUUUCGGUGGCCCAAUUGCAAACACCAAAAUCUCUUCUGAGGUCAAAAUGGAGCCUAUCAACUCAUUUGUCAAUGUUUACUCUUCCGGUCGUUCUGAUGAAAUCACAGCCUCAACAACAAUUCCAGAAUAUCCGAAAAUUGCAUCAUCUCUAUUCCUUGGAACUGUUUAUGAAGCAAAACGUCAAGAUGAAUUGACUGAUACUCCAUUGGAAGUUGAAAACAAGCAUCAUGGAUAUUACGAACAUCUUCCAUCCUCAACAACUAGCAAAGAAGAAAGGAAGCCUGGAGCAAUAGAAAAACUGACUAAACUCUUCAAAGGAAGUAAAACAGAAGGGGAAUUUCCUGUUGAUUCAGAACCUUUUGAUGGAUAUAUUGCAAAUACUAAUGUAUUGCCUGAAGCUCAAUCCGAACCAAUCCAUUCUCUAGUCAGAGUUUAUUCUUCUGGGCGUUCAGACGAAACUCCAACAACAAAAACAUUAGAAUACCCAAAAACUGAAGUUCUAUUUGUUGAACAUAUUCCAGAGACAAAACAUUCCGAUCUCCAUCAUGUUCCAUAUGAAAUAGAAAAGAAGCACAUUGGUUAUUAUGAGCAACUACCCUCAACAUCAACAAAAACAUCAGAAUAUCCGAAACUUGAACAACCAUUUAUUGGCCAUAUUCAUUCCAUGCGAAGAAAUGAGGUUGAAGAUUUACCAAUGGAAGUUGAAAAUAAACAUAUUGGCUUCCUUAAAGGGAGUAAGACGGAAAGUGAAUUUCCUGCUGAUUCAGAGCCUUAUUCUGGCCCUAUCACACUAACCAACAACAUUACUGAUAUGACAACAGAACCAAUCCAUUCAAUUGUCAGUAUCUACUCCUCGGGACGUUCUGAUGAACAACCAACAACGAGAAUACCGGUGGAAUAUCCAAAAAUCGAGGCUCCAUUUACUGGUUAUGUCCACGAGUCAUUUAUACAGAGCGAUUUCCAUUCAAUACCUCUUGAAGUUGAACGAAGACAUGUUGGCUACUAUGAACAACUACCCACUUCAAAAGUAGCUGAAACUCCAACAACAAAAAUCACAGAUUUUCCAAAAGUUGAAGCACAAUUUAUUGGGCAUGUUCCAGAGACAAUGAAACAUUACGACAUGCACCCUGUGCCAUUUGAAGUUGAAAAUAAAUAUAUUGGAUAUUACGAACAUCUUCCUCUCACAAAACAAGAAGAGAAGAAGCCUGGAGCUUUGGAAAAACUAACAAAGCUGUUCAGAGGAAGUAAAUCUGAAGGAGAAUUUCCUGUUGAUUCGGAGCCUUAUUCGGGCCCAGUCAUAUUGACCAAUACUGCUAUUGACUUGACAACAGAAUCCAUCCGUUCUCAAGUUACCGUUUACUCUUCCGGACGUUCUGAUGAAGUUUCAACAAAAAAACAUUCAGAAUUUCCAAUUAAUGAAGCUUCAUUUGUUGAUUAUGUCACAGAAUCAAAACUUUAUUCUGGAAUUGAACAUAUACCUUUAGAUUUUGAAAAGAAGCAUGUAGGGUAUUACGAACAGCUGCCCUCAACAACAACAAAAGAAACAUUUAUUGGUAAUAUUCAUGAGAAUAAACUCCAGCCGGAACUGGAAGUAUUACCUCUCAUUGUGGAGAAGAAGCAUAUAGGCCACUAUGAACAGUUGCAUACAUCUUCAAAAACAUCAGAGUAUCCACAAAUUGAAGAGCCGUUUAUUGGCCACAUUCAUUCUUUACAACAAAAUGAAGUUAAAAGCGUGCCAUUGGAAGUUGAACAUAAACAUAUCGGAUAUUACGAACAUUUACCUUCUAAAGUUGAGGAAGAGAAAAAGCCUGGCACUUUAGAAAAGCUAGCAAAACUCAUUAAAGGAGGGAAAACACAAGAAGGGUUUCCUGUUGAUUCUGAGCCUUAUUAUGGCUCCGUUUCAGAGUUCAACAAAUUUUCUGAGAUUAUAACUGAACCAAUUCAUUCUUCAGUCAACUUAUACUCUCCCGGGCAUUAUGAGCUUUUGCCAAUUAAAAUAAUCCAAACUUCUCCAGAUAAUCAAGAAAUGAAAAGUGUGCCUCUCGACGAUAAUUUUGUUAAAAUUAAAGAAAUUAAUGGAAUUUCUGAUAAAAAAUCGCUCAAAUCUGAAGAAGGGUUUCUACGUGGAUCUGUUGAAACAAUCGUUCCUGCACCUUUAAAAGAAGAAAUAAAAAUUGAAGAAAAGCCUAUUUUCGAGGAGAAAGUAUUUUUAGUCCUUGGAUUGAACAAAAAUGAAAUUAAAAAUGUUUUGAUCGAAGAUUUUGUUGAAGUUUACAAUAAUGGGUAUUCCUUUGUUAUUAUUAGGGAGGAGGAGAAGGAUAUUCCAAUAAAAAAGGAAAUAAUUGAAGUUAAAACAGCAAAAAAAUUAAUUAAAAAUGUUCAAGAUAAAAAUUCCGAGUUGGAUUAUAUUCCUAUUGAAAAAAGUGUUUCUUUGUAUCAUCAUGGCUGGUAUGGAGGGAGACUUGCCGAAGUUGAGGAUGAAAAAGAUGGGAUAGAUCAAAGGCAGAUAUUGCCUCAGAUGAAUGGAACAUUAAGCGAUAUUGAACAGAAAAGGGAUGUUAUUGGAAGUGUUGACAAAACCCUGAUCAAACCAAAAGAAAACCAAAUUGUAGAACCCGUUGAAUUACACGUCCGUAUAAGUGAAUUAAAGAAGAAGCCUAUCAUUACUGAUGACAAUGAAAAGAAAAAAUUAAAACAAUUAUCGUUUCCAACAACCUUUCCUGUUAAAGAAACUAAAUUUGAAGAAAGGACACUAGGAGAGGAUCAGUUACAAAGUAUUUAUGCAAAAGCGGCAUCUUUUAGAGAUGAAAGACUACCCGUUGCUGCCACACAACGAAUGAGACGUCCAAUGGUAAUGAAAAGUGAAGAUCUGAGUAUAGAUUCGAAACCAAAACCACUUCCCCGUACACAAUAUACAUCACAAUAUUCUGACCAGCUCUAUAAAUACUCAUCACCAGGAUCUAUUCGUAGACCAGUAGGCGCUUCUCCUAGAGGAUGGACAAGUGUAACUGAGGCUACUACAAUUACUUUUGCUAAGCGUCAUUCAUUUGAUAGAACAACAGAAGAGGGGAAAGUGCAACAUGUUGUUGAGGACAUAAUUGUCUAUAGACAUGGAGGAGGUGGUAGUGCUGGUCCUGUUCGCCGAAUGCUUCCUCCAGGGCUUCCUAAGGCUCCGGCAACCAAAAAGAAUAUUUUGCCAAGCUCUUAUUUGGAUGAACGUUAUCAUAAUAUUAGUCAACGUUACAAUUAUUACAGAAGCCGUUCCCAAGACCAAGAACAAAGAGGGCAACGAAAACAUGAUAAAUGGUUGCAGACUGAUCCAGAAGAAUUAAUGGAAUUAAACAAUGUUCCCUUUGAACACACUUCUCGAAGUGUGGGGAGAACAACAACAACAGAAAAAAGAAGCCAUCAUUUACGUACUUAUCGCUCAUAUUCCUCACACCUUUAUGACAGGCAUGCUUAUGCCCGAGACUAUAGCAGUCCAAGAAGAAGUUGUGAUGCAAGUCCAGAAACAUUUGCUUAUCGAACUGAACGCUCUACACAUUCCCUAGGAAGAUUAAACGAUGAUUCUCCAAUGCGGAGUGGAUUUCCACGUGCAACAACUGCGCCAAUUGCAACACAAACACCGCCACUCCAACAACGUCGAACUUUUAUGAACUAUGAAAGUUCAAUUAACAGGCAACAAGUCCCUGAUCAAUCGCCUAGAAUGCAGAAGCAACUCAUAGCGCAACGUUCCAAUAUCGAAGAGACACCUCUUUCAGUUUACUCACAAAAUGGAAUUGAUGAAACUCGAACAACAAUACAACAUUCAAAAACCUUGCCAUUAGAAACGCGUAUACUUCCCCCAGGCAUUCAUACACCUCCCCCACCUCUUCCACACUUUUCAACAAUAAAUGGUGGAAGUCAUGAAAUAGAUGAAAUUAAACAGGAGAAACAGGGAGGAAGUCGAAGAACCUCUCGAGCCUCCUUGCGCCAAGCACGGCAACGUAUUCGAAAUUAUUGUGGAGUGCUAUAA